Sardina pilchardus (European sardine) is the source of this 849-nucleotide messenger RNA. Its product is annotated as zymogen granule membrane protein 16-like. The coding region runs from base 162 to 683 and encodes 173 amino acids. The record is from RefSeq and is a predicted model, not a curated record. The transcript is spliced from 4 exons. NCBI's taxonomy places the organism in Eukaryota, Metazoa, Chordata, Actinopteri, Clupeiformes, Clupeidae.
AACACAAAGACAAGUCACUCAACGCCUAUUCAAAAGCACCAGGCAAACUGGUAUAAACGUGUGUGUGUCCCUUAAACUCCAGUGUUCUGCAUUAGUCUCCAGUCUGUAAAGUUCUCUCUCAGAAGACAUUCUAAAUCUCACACUGCAAAGACAGUCUGACGAUGUUCGGAUUCGUGGCUCUGUCUCUUCUGGUUGCCAGUACACUGGCCCAGGGUGCGAUGGAUUACUACUCGUUCUCUCCGCCCGUGGGCAGAGGCACUGGCACCGCCUAUGCCACCUCUGGCGAGGGACGUAUCACCGCGGUCCGAGUGUGGGAGCAGAACAAUAACCAGAUCACUGGGUUUCAGCUGAAGUAUGGUUUCGCCUGGACUCCUCGUAUAGGCCGCAAUACCAGCAGCAGAGUGGACAUAUCUCUCUUUGACGACGAGGCCAUAGUGCAGGUGUCGGGAAAAUACAACCCUAACAGAUUCAUACAGCAGGUGCUGUUUGUGACCAGCAGGGGGCGCUUUCUCUCAGCUGGGCAACCCAGUGGACUGUCCUUCAACCACUACCCGACAGACAGUGGCAGCGAGCUCCGCAUCUUGAGUGGCCGCUUCGACGCCAAUGGCAUCACCUCUCUGGGGGCUCACUGGGCGAGAGUGGACGCGUCCAACGGCAAUGCACUGGCAGAAAGACGGAGCUAACUCUCAUGUAACGCGGAUAUAAAUGAUUGUGAAUUCCUCUGGAAAUGUCACACUGAAAGUCUUCAAAUCUCAGACUUCUUGGAAACUCUCAGCUCUCCACUUUCAACUCUUCUGUUUUUGUCAGCAUAAAUCCUAUUUCUUAUAUAAACGCUAUACCCUGCUGAAA